Messenger RNA from Hyla sarda, 1851 nucleotides. RefSeq names its product mediator complex subunit 31 (gene MED31). The coding region runs from base 75 to 464 and encodes 129 amino acids. The transcript has 4 exons. Gene Ontology annotation, biological process: regulation of transcription by RNA polymerase II. NCBI's taxonomy places the organism in Eukaryota, Metazoa, Chordata, Amphibia, Anura, Hylidae. The record is from RefSeq and is a predicted model, not a curated record. Gene Ontology annotation, molecular function: transcription coregulator activity. Gene Ontology annotation, cellular component: core mediator complex; mediator complex.
GCCCGUCUCUACAACUUCCGCCCUUACUGUUGUGACAACUUCCGCUGCUGGUGGUCCUAGAGGCGGAGUACGUCAUGGCGGCCGCCUCAAUGGAGACGGAUGAGCAAGCAAGAAUUCGAUUCCAGCUGGAGUUGGAGUUUGUUCAGUGUCUGGCCAAUCCGAAUUACCUUAAUUUCCUAGCACAAAGAGGAUAUUUCAAGGAGAAACCUUUUGUGAAUUACCUAAAAUACUUGAUGUAUUGGAAGGAUUCAGAAUAUGCUAAAUACCUAAAAUACCCACAGUGCCUGCACAUGCUGGAGUUACUGCAGUAUGAACACUUCCGGAAGGAGCUGGUGAACGCUCAGUGCGCCAAGUUUAUUGAUGAGCAGCAGAUCCUACAUUGGCAGCAUUACUCUCGCAAGAGGAUGAGGCUGCAACAAGCCCUGGCAGAACAGCAGCCACAGAACAAUACCAUUGGGAAAUGAAAGACAUCACCCCCCACCACAACAUGUCUGACUGAUAAACUUUGUCCUAAAUGAUCAUAUUCUGUACUUCAGGUCACCCACUAGAUAUGGGGUGAGACCGCGCACAAGCAUCGUGAAUGCAGCGUAUUGUAUCUGGAAAAUCUGUAGUGGAAAAUAUCAAUUUAAGUUUUUUACAAAUAGAAGUGAGAAGAUCUGGACCUGGCACCACUGGGUCAGCUUUGUUGGUUUCUAAAGAAGGUUAUUGACCUGUGGUUCUGUCUCCAUUAAAAGAAAAACUGAAUUUACUAGAUAGAACUGGUGGAGCCUGAGAGGCAGGUGUUAAUGUGUGGGUGGUAUUGAACAUUACAAUAUUUUGGAUUUUCCUUCCCAUCAUGGGAAUUUUCACAAGUAGGAAAGGAUCUUGUAUGAUCUUUUGAGCUUGAAGGGGUACUCCGGCGCUAAGACAUCUAAUCCCCUAUCCAAAGCAUGGGGGAUAAGAUGACUGAUCGCGGGGGUCCCUUGUGAUCUUGCACCCAGUUAGAAUCAGUCCCCGGAGUGUGUUCGCUCCGUCCCCGUGAUCGCCAGUAAUCAGACCCGGAGCGAACAUGCUCCGGGGACUGAUUUUAACAGGGUGCUGCAUGCAAGAUCAUGGGGGUCCCCAGCAAAGGAUAGGGGAUAAGAUGUCUAAUCGGGGGGCGGGGGCUUCUGGCUGCUGGGACCCUCGCAAUCUCUGGGCCGGCACCAUAGAUGCACUGAACAUGGGGGCUUGGGGCUUCCAAAUUUGUGACACCACACUGUUCCCAUUCAUGGAAGGGGGCAUGACUGCUAGUAAACAGCUGUCUCCCCCCCUCCCGAAGACAUGAAUGGAGGGGGCAUGAUGGCAGAGGUCGCCUAUCAUUCAGCACAGAGCUCUGUGCAUCGGAGUUCGCUCCAUGCAUCAAAUUACAGGGUGCCAGGGGGGGUUCCAGCAGUCGGACCUCCCACAAUCAGGCAUCUUAGCCCCUAUCCUUUGGAUAGGGGAUAAGAUGUUUAGGGGUAGAGUACCUCUUUAAAGCUCUCAGAAGCAGGAAAAAAAACAAGCAUUUGGGGACUAGAAUGUGCAGAACAAUAGCUGUGGGGAUCUGUAAAGUUUUGUUUUUCCAUAAGCUGCAGCUGAAUUAGUUGGACUUCUAAACCCUGUACAUUACAUGUUAUACUCAGUCUUUUCCCCCAACACUAUAUACAUAUCUGCUCUGCUCCUCUUGCUCUGUAACAUGCUGCUUGCAAAAUAGAAAACAUUUUCAAUGGACAGGUUCCCUUUAAAUGGACUGUUACAACCCUAUAUGAAUGUUUUCCUUCUCUUGCUGUUUUCAACAUUUAUUAGGUCUUUAAAAACUAGUUUCAAUAAACAAUUUUAAUAGAAAUCAAA